AUGGCAAAAAUUCCAAAAGAAAAAAAAUUAAAGACAAAAACUGAAAAAACUAUAUGCUCUAUUUGUAGAUUUAAAAGAAUAAAAUGUAUUCCAUCAGAGGAGAAUGAGGAAAAAUGUGAAUUUUGUUUUAAAAAUAAUCUUGAUUGUUUGAAAUAUAAACCAUCAUUAAUGGAAAAUGAAAUUAAAAGAUUAAAUACUGUGGUUAAAAAUCAUGAAAACAGAAUUCAAAAUCUUGAAGAACGAGUUCAAUCUCUUGAGAAAGAUAAUACUGUAGUCAAAAACAAUUUGCUUCAACAAAAAUUACUUUUAAACCAAUUAGAUUUUCUUUUAUCAUAA
Molecule: messenger RNA, 336 nt
Organism: Scutellospora calospora
Lineage: Eukaryota; Fungi; Glomeromycota; Glomeromycetes; Diversisporales; Gigasporaceae
Source: the annotation of a GenBank genome assembly